This is a messenger RNA of Thyridium curvatum, 2469 nucleotides long. RefSeq lists its product as uncharacterized. Gene Ontology annotation, molecular function: tRNA binding; lysine-tRNA ligase activity; ATP binding. The transcript has a single exon. Lineage: Eukaryota; Fungi; Ascomycota; Sordariomycetes; Thyridiales; Thyridiaceae. Gene Ontology annotation, biological process: mitochondrial lysyl-tRNA aminoacylation. The coding region runs from base 1 to 2469 and encodes 822 amino acids. The record is from RefSeq and is a predicted model, not a curated record. Gene Ontology annotation, cellular component: cytoplasm; mitochondrion.
AUGGCGUCCAGCCACUCCCUCCAGUUCCUCCGACCAUACGUCUCCCGGCCCUUGGUCGGCCGACAGUCGCCCUACCUGCGAUUCUACCACCUUGCGACGCAGUACCACUCCAUACGCCAGAAGACCUCAGUCCGGCAACAGCGGAGGGCCUACAGCAAGGACCAGUCCAAGGAGGAUGCCGAGCCCAACGCCGAGGACGAGGAGGAGCCGGACAAGUUGUCUGCCAUCGAUCGAGCGUGGCAUUCAGGGGUGUAUCCAUACGUCCAAGGGGCGACCGUUCCAAAACGCGGGCCUAGGACCAAACCACAGAAAGAGAGAAGGGAGCCAGCAGCUGAGCAGGAUUCAGAUCCAUGGACUGCGGCCUCGGAACCCGCCGAGGACCUGGACCUGAAACCAGCAGAGGACUCAGCUCUGGGCAAUGGUGCAGAUGCUGAACAUACGAACGAUUUCACCACCUCCAAAACAAUAGGUACAGCCUCCGAGGGUGAUAUAUUCGAAAUGAUGCCAAAAUUCCUGGAGAUAGAAGACGACGCCUGGGAGGAUCUCAACGCCGAUCAAUGGGCCCCGGAAUCAGCCGUAGACCCAUACGCCGAAGGCACAAAAGACGGCCGAUCUGCCGCCACGAUAGUAGGGCAAAUCAUUGCCAAGGCCGCAUCUGAGCAGGACUUCUCCCAGUCAGCAAACGGUGCCGCUCCAGUUGAUCUCAAGGCACAGGUGGUCAAAGAAGGCGUGGGCGAGAGGUCUGUAGUCCGGAAACGUGUCGAUGAAUUGAAAGAGGCCGGCCUGUUCAGAUAUGUCCGACUGAGGCACCCAAUGAGGCCUCACAGCAUUAGGAUGAUCUACAGGCAGUACAGCGAGUUGACGCCCGACAGUCCCAAGACAGAGUACGUGCUUGUAUACGGCCGCCUUCUCGCCGUGCGCACGUCCGGCUCCAAAUUAGCCUUUCUCGACAUCGUGCAGAACUUUAAGACACUGCAGAUCACGGUCAAUGUGGGCAAGGUGCAAUGCCACCACCCUGACCAGGACAAGGGCACCCUCAAGAAGCUUCUCAAAGUGCUGAAGAGAGGGGACGUGAUCUCUGCCACGGGGAGAGUCAUACGUAAGGAGUCGGGGCAGCUGACUCUGGAGGCUAUCGAGCUACCCCGUCUGGUCACGCCCAGCUUGGUACCCCUACCCGAGCAGUUGCUCGACGAGGACACGCGGAUUCAAAACCGACACGUGGACCUGCUCGUCAACAAGGAAUCGAUCGACAACCUCAGACUUCGGUCAUAUGUCAUUGGCUUCAUCCGAAACGCCCUACUAAAACUCAGCUUCACCGAGGUCCAGACCCCGAUCCUGGCUGCCAAUGCCGGUGGUGCUGUUGCUCGGCCCUUUACUACCACGUCCAAGGCCGUGCCGGGAAAAGAGAUUGCGCUGCGCAUCGCGCCCGAGCUCUGGCUCAAGCGGCUCGUGGUCGGAGGCAUGGACAGGGUGUUUGAGAUCGGCCCGUCCUUCCGCAACGAGAGCGCCGACACGACGCACAACCCCGAGUUCACCACGUGCGAGUUCUACGCGACCUACUUCAACCUCGACGAGCUCAUAGCCAUGUCCAGCAAGCUCCUCAAGGACCUCGUCAGGCAGUACAACUCCGAGUGGCGCCCCGAGCAGUUUCAGUCCCUGCCGAGCCUGCAGAUGGACCUGGCCGACAAUAUCCCCGAGUACGACUUCGUCCAGGAGAUCCAGGUCCGGCUGCAGGCCCGGCUGCCCAACCUCGAGUCGCCCACCGCGCUCGAGGACCUCUACGACCUGCUCGACCGCCAGUCCCACCUCGUCGACACGUACCAGCUGACGCACGACGCGCCCUCGCUGCCCAAGCUGCUCGACCGCCUCGCCGCCGCGCUCAUCGAGCCCCUGUCCCUGAAGCGGCCCAUCUUCAUCCGCAACCACCCGGCCUGCAUGUCCCCGCUCGCCAAGUCGUACUUCGACCGCCGCACGGGCAUGCUCCUGUCGGCCCGCGCCGAGCUCUUCUACGCCGGCAAGGAGAUCGCCAACAUGUACGAGGAGGAGAACGACCCGUUCUGGCAGCGCCGCAAGUUCGUCGCGCAGGCCCGCCGCAAGCGCUCCGCCGGCGAGGAGGACGAGGACGGCGCGCCGCUGCCCGUCGACGAGAGCUACCUCGCCGCGCUCGAGUCCGGGCUCCCCCCCACCGGCGGCUUCGGCUGCGGCAUCGAGAGGCUCGUCAUGAUGCUCUCCGGCGCGGCCAAGAUUGGCGACGUGCUUAGCUUUGGCAACCUGCGGAACGUGGUCGCGCUGGGGAGCGCCAAGAGGCAGCCGGCGCAGCAGGACGGGGAUGACACGGACAAGAAUGUGCCUGAGAAGAAGGAGAGCAAGGAGCAAAACGUGGAGAAGGAGGAAGGAGAGCAAACAGUGCCGGAGGAGGACAGGCAAGGCUUCACCCCCAAGGAGGGAGAAAAAGUUGGCAAUCACUGA